AUCCCUUGCUCUGAGGAGGUGGUUACAUUGUGUCUAUUGUAUCCUUGGUUUUGUGUCUGUACAUUUCUCCGUACCUGAAAUUAAGAGUAAAAAGCAUGGCAGAUGAACAAGAAAUCAUGUGCAAAUUAGAAAGCAUUAAAGAGAUCAGGAAUAAGACACUGCAGAUGGAGAAGAUCAAGGCCCGUUUGAAGGCUGAGUUUGAGGCUCUUGAGUCAGAAGAGAGGCACCUAAAGGAAUACAAGCAGGAAAUGGAUCUCCUACUACAGGAAAAGAUGGCCCAUGUGGAGGAACUACGACUGAUACAUGCUGACAUCAAUGUGAUGGAAAACACCAUCAAACAGUCAGAGAAUGACCUAAACAAGCUGUUAGAGUCUACCCGUCGGCUACAUGAUGAGUAUAAACCACUGAAGGAACAUGUGGAUGCCCUGCGUCUGACUCUGGGCCUGCAGAGGCUCCCUGAUCUAUGUGAAGAGGAGGAGAAACUCUCCUUGGAUUACUUUGAAAAACAGAAGGCAGAGUGGCAGACAGAACCUCAAGAACCCCCUAUUCCUGAGUCCCUGGCCGCUGCUGCCGCUGCCGCCCAACAACUCCAAGUGGCCAGGAAGCAGGACACUCGACAAACAGCAACCUUCAGGCAGCAGCCCCCACCUAUGAAGGCCUGUUUGUCAUGUCAUCAACAAAUUCACCGGAAUGCACCUAUAUGCCCUCUGUGCAAAGCUAAGAGUCGGUCCCGGAACCCCAAAAAGCCAAAACGGAAGCAGGAUGAAUGAAGAAAGAGAGAACAUAGAGCUCUACUGCUCAUAACCCUUCCCUUGGCCAGAGUGGUUUAUGUCCUAAUGUUAAACAACACUUUCCCAUCUCUACUAAGUCUCCUAUAUAACAUGAUGGAAGCACAACCCCAUUCUCACUUCUUAUUUCUUUCUGCUCUUGGGGUUUUUGGUUUAGGAAGAGAUGUGUUUCAGGUGCUAAUGUCGGUGUGUCUGAUUACCUUCUCUCCCAUCUACAUUUCCAUGUCUGCCCUUGUUUGGAGCUGAAAGAAGUCCAGAAGACCCAGAUAUUCUUGUUUGUCUUGUGAAUCAGACCUGGGGCCUAAGGUCUGAGUACUCAGGGCAAUUACUAUUUUAUUUCAUAUGAAGAGUACAGUUUCUUCCUACCUGCAUUUUUGCUUUAGGCACAGAAGGGUCAACAGUCUUCUUAAUGGACUUUCCAACAGGCUUGAACUAUACAUUUUGCCAUCUCUCCUCAUCUCAUCUUCAAGGCCCAGAGAGAGCUUAUAGAAGCCUUCCUUUUCAUAUUCAUUUGGAAGAUCUGGUUCUUAGUACAGAGUUCACCUCCAUUCCCAAGGAUCUCAGAUAUUUUGAAGUUCUUAGUUACUGGGUUUUGUGUCUGAAGAUCCUGAGAUCUGUGACUCUUUACCUUAUAACCCUAAUUUUUACAAAUCAGUAAUAGAAUGUGCCCACAGUGAAAUCUGGAAGCCAGAUCUGGUGCACAAGUCCUGCCUAAUUUGUUGCAGUAAGUCACUGGACUGAGGACUCUGCUGUACAGGAUACCUUAGGCUGAGAGGGACCCUAGGCUAACAACAUCUCUGUUGCCUUUUUUUCCCCAAAAUCAUCACUCUGGUAUUUACUCAGUGUUGUAUCUUUGGAACCAGAGAAGUGAGUUAAUAUUCAAGUGAGUGACAAUCACUUGAGAAUUUUAUACAGUGGGGAUAAGUAAUACUUGCCCUCCAUUAAUCCUUCCCUCUCUGCAUUUGCUUCCUUCUGUAAGACAGUAUCAGCUCAGGUCAGCCGCUUGCCAUUCCCUUUCCUAUGGAUUAUGCAAGUGGUCUUCCCUCCCCAAAGAAAAGACACUAGCUCCCCACAUUCGAACAGCUCUCUAAUUAAGUCACUGUCAGACUUAAGGAAUAGGAUGAGGCUGACUGACUGAAAAAUUUUAGUUCCACAUCUUUGUCCUUGGCUGGGAGGGGAGAUAUUUUUCCUUCCUUAAUUGUAGUUAUAAGUUGUCACAUGUCUGUGUGUUCAUAGUAUAAAGGGUUUCUCUGGUCCUUGAAAAAUAAGAUUUAUGUCUGUACAAAUCCUUUUAAAUAAACAUUUGUUCAUUGGAGUAAUUGUGAUUGAAUGCCUGAAAAUAUCAGAUGUAAUGCCUUUUCACCUCCUUGGGGAAAAUUGACUCUAUUUCUUGAUGGGAAGAACUGCAUGAAUAUCAGAGAUGAGGGGGAUUUUUGGCCAUUUUGCUUUUUUUGUUUUUAAUAUUUAUGUGUGUGUGUGUGUUUGCACAGUGUUUUAUUUCACUUGCCAGGGGUAGUGCCUAGAAAGUUCCCACCACUUAUUCAUCCAUGAACAAUCACUGUAGUCCCUUGUGCAUUCCUGCCCCCUCACCCUUUGAUCUCUUUCCCUCCCUGUCCCUUGCAGAAUGUCUCUGAUUAAUACUGAUCCUUUAUUGGUUCCCCUAAAUUCCUCCUGUAAGUGAAACCAUGUGAUAUGUCCCUCUUCUGACUUAUUUCAUUGAGAAUAAACCCUUGCAGCUCAAUACAUGUUGCUGCUAAUGGCUAAGUUUAACUUUUUUGAUUGCUGAAUAGUAUUUCAUUGUGUAUAUAUACCACAUCUUCUUGAUCUAG
Molecule: messenger RNA, 2617 nt
Organism: Condylura cristata (star-nosed mole)
Lineage: Eukaryota; Metazoa; Chordata; Mammalia; Eulipotyphla; Talpidae
Gene: ZC4H2
Product: zinc finger, C4H2 domain containing
Exons: 5
Coding region: 96-770 (224 amino acids)
Biological process (GO): positive regulation of neuron differentiation
Cellular component (GO): nucleus
Source: RefSeq, a predicted model, not a curated record